This is a messenger RNA of Cephus cinctus (wheat stem sawfly), 632 nucleotides long. It is a transcript of the gene blp, whose product is annotated as mitochondrial import inner membrane translocase subunit Tim16. The record is from RefSeq and is a predicted model, not a curated record. NCBI's taxonomy places the organism in Eukaryota, Metazoa, Arthropoda, Insecta, Hymenoptera, Cephidae. Gene Ontology annotation, biological process: protein import into mitochondrial matrix. Bases 119 to 523 code for a protein of 134 amino acids. The transcript has a single exon. Gene Ontology annotation, cellular component: TIM23 mitochondrial import inner membrane translocase complex.
CACCAGAGUCUUUUCUUCCUUUCCUUAUGGCUGAAUCCUCAAUGGAGGACAUGUGCCAGUUCCUGCACUUCAUUGCACUUCUAUUUUCGCUGAGUGCCCUAACCUGUACAUAAGGCCCAUGGUUAUGGCCAAAUACUUAGCCCAGAUAAUAGUGUUGGGUACUAGGGUGAUCGGUCGAGCCUUCGCCAAGGCUCUUCGUCAGGAAAUAGCAGCAAGUCAGGAAGCAGCUAGACGUGCAGGUGGUGGAAAACAAGGUGCUGAUCGUGUGGCAGCAAAUGCACGUACUGGUAUAACGUUGGAUGAAGCAAUGCGUAUCCUGAAUGUUGACAAACUGGACCAGAAGGAUGUUAUCGAGAAGAAUUAUCGAUUUCUAAUGGAAGUUAAUGACAGAUCAAAAAGUGGCUCAUUCUAUCUGCAAUCCAAAGUUGUCAGAGCUAAGGAACGUAUUGACGAAGAGCUUCAGAACAUCACACCUAAACCAGAAUCUAAUUCAGCUGAAACGGAAAGUCAGAAACAACCUUAGCCCUUUCUUUGUACUCUAGUUUAAGUCAAAUGAAUGGUGUUAGAAAUCUGUAUAUACUGAUGAACCUCGUUAAUAAGUAGUCAAUGGCUUCGAGCUAUGAAUCCAUACA